AUGGAGCAUUACUUACCAGAAAUAUUUUGGCACGAUCGUCAAGGAUUGUUAUCGGUCGAUUUCCAAAAAAGCUCCAAAAAGAAUGGCGGGCAUUAUAAGAUUGUUACCACCAGUAUGCAAAAAGAAGUUCGAAUUUGGGAAUUUGUAUUUGAAAAAGUUUUAAAAGAAGGUGAACGAGACGCUUUAGCGGUGAAUUUUAUUGCAAACAUAACAGGACAUCAGGCUGCAGUUAACGUUGCACGAUUUUCCCCAUCCGGUUUUUGUGAUCUUCUAGCUUCUGGCGAUUCUGCAGGCGUUGUAUUUAUAUGGAAGUUUUCUGGUGAAGCGUCACCUUCAUCUGUACCACCAGAAACAAAUUUUGAUGAUUUUCCUCUGAAUAAAGAAAACUGGGUACGGUUGCAUGAAAGUGAUGUAAGCGCCAUCUGUUGGAGUACAGAUGGGCAGUUUUUGGCUUCCUCAUCAAAUGACGAAUCAGUAGUCGUGCAAAAUGUUUUGACGGGUCAUCGUCUUUGGACAAUUACGAAUUAUAGACGUUUUCCUAACGGAAUCGUGUGGGAUCCGAAAGGGAAAUAUGUUGUAACUAUGUCAACAGAUCGAAAAAUGGACAUUCUGAGUGCUGAAAAAGGAGCUAAGUUGCGAUGUUUUCAUGCUGCUUUACCGCAUAACUGGGUGAUAUCCUCUUUAAACUGCUUCAUUGGUUUACAGGUUUACAAGUUGUUCCACGAUGACCAGCUGAUUUCUUUCACAAGAGGAGUCGAUUUUUCUCCUGACGGUGAAUUGCUGAUAGCUCCAAGUGCACAUUUGGAAGUCGAUGACUCAAAUAUUUACGGGACAUACGUAUUUCGACGGCGCGAUUUCGAUAAAGAUUGUCCAACCGCUUUUCUAAGAUCUCGAAAACCUACUUUUCGUGCUGUCUGUUCACCUAUAGUCUUCAAACUUCGAUGUGAUGUUGCAAAAAAUAUGUUGGACUUACCGUACCGCAUUGUAUGGGCCGUGUUGACGUUGGAUGCAAUUAUUUUUUAUGACAGUCAGAGUCCUUUUCCUUUUUCUUACGUUGAUGGGAUUCACUACAACAAUCUUAGUGACGCUGCUUGGAGUCCUGAUGGAAAAAUUCUUUUAGUGUCAUCAUUAGAAGGUUACUGCAGCUUUAUAAGGUGGUGCUUAAUGAUUUCAGGUGAUACUACCAGUGAAGUAGAUGCUUCAGAUCUUCAAAACAAGCAAGCUACGAAGCCAAAACCGAAAACUCCUGCAAAUUUGAUAUCUAAUUAUUUUAAAAAACCUCCAUUUAGUCCACUGGAGUCAAAGAGAAUAGACCUAAGCAAUCCUGCUUUUGAAAAAGAUAUUUCGUAA
Messenger RNA from Enterobius vermicularis (human pinworm), 1350 nucleotides. The record is from the annotation of a GenBank genome assembly. Lineage: Eukaryota; Metazoa; Nematoda; Chromadorea; Rhabditida; Oxyuridae.